UCGGCGGGGCAGGCUCAGCAGUGUCGCUCCUCCAACCCCGCUGGUAGCAGGACACCCCACGGGAUCGCCUCCCAUGGCGGCGCUGUUGUGGGCCACGGGGCGAGCCAUGCUAGCCCCGGCAGCGUCCCUGCUCCAGGCCGAGCGAAGCAUUAGCGGUGGUGGGGCGCGUUGGGGGCCUGUGCGGCCUGGCCUCCCCGUUCCCCUUUCCUCGCCCCUGGCAGGGCUCACUCGGGCCUUCCGCAUCAAGGAGCCCCCGAAGCCUAAGCAGGUGGAUCGGUGGACAGAAAAACGGGCCUUGUUCGGGGUCUACGAUAACAUAGGGAUACUGGGCGGUUUCCAGAUCCACCCGAAGAACCUGAUUGUGGGUCCCAAGUGGCUGCGAGGCUGGCGGGGGAAUGAGCUGCAGAGGUGUAUCCGCAAGAAACAGAUGGUGGGAGAGCGGAUGUUUGCAGAGGACUACCACAACCUCAACAAGAGGAUCCGGUACCUGUACAAGCGCUUCAAUCGCACCGGCAAGCACCGCUAAGGAGCGACUCUGUGCUAGGCAUGUAGAACGUGGGUUCAGGGCAUCAUACUCAAAAUAAAGCCAGCUUUCACACAGCUGGG
This is a messenger RNA of Indicator indicator, 606 nucleotides long. It is a transcript of the gene MRPL51, whose product is annotated as mitochondrial ribosomal protein L51. Lineage: Eukaryota; Metazoa; Chordata; Aves; Piciformes; Indicatoridae. Gene Ontology annotation, molecular function: structural constituent of ribosome. Gene Ontology annotation, biological process: translation. The transcript has 2 exons. The record is from RefSeq and is a predicted model, not a curated record. Bases 74 to 526 code for a protein of 150 amino acids. Gene Ontology annotation, cellular component: mitochondrial large ribosomal subunit.